Molecule: messenger RNA, 2907 nt
Organism: Akanthomyces muscarius
Lineage: Eukaryota; Fungi; Ascomycota; Sordariomycetes; Hypocreales; Cordycipitaceae
Exons: 2
Coding region: 1-2907 (968 amino acids)
Biological process (GO): intracellular signal transduction; establishment of cell polarity; septin ring organization
Cellular component (GO): nucleus; cytoplasm; mating projection tip
Molecular function (GO): guanyl-nucleotide exchange factor activity; protein binding
Source: RefSeq, a predicted model, not a curated record
AUGAGCGCUCCUCGAAGCAGCCACCUGUCUAGCGCCACCACAUACGCUGGCUCGUCUGCCUCUCUCAGCUCCCUCAACAGCAAUGCGACUGUCGUACCUCAGAAUGGCGGCCCCGUCAUCGCUACCGCAAACAUCAUCAACCAAAAGGCCGACGCCUCUCGCUCACUCUACCAAAUUUGCGUCUCCUUAAAACAGCGCCUCGCCCAGGUCCCCGACUUCCAGCCCUUCCUCGACCAGCUGGACCCCAACGACCCCGUCGAUUCGUUAUGGAACUUAUUUCGCUCGGGGCAUCCUCUCCUCAUCAUCUACAACUGUCUGCAGGGUGAGCCCCUCAAGGUCGAAGACCCAAAUGCAUCCGAGGCCAAGAAGUCAAAGAUUGCCAUUUUCAAAUUUGUGCAAGCGUGCCUCAAGGAGUUGCAAUUGCCUCCAGCUGAUACAUUCGUCAUUACGGAUCUGAUGGGAAACGACACGAGUGGCUUUGUCAAGGUAACUCAAGUUGUCAACUAUGUGCUCGACCUCGCCGAACAGAAUGGACACUUGCUGCAACCGCAGUUCCUCCCAGAAGAUUCCAACCUGCCUCCUGCCGGCACGCAGAUGAGUUACAGAGACCAUAUUGUCAAGGAACUUGUGGACACCGAGCGUAAAUAUGUCCAAGAUUUGGAAAACUUGCAUGACCUCAAGAAGAGAUUAGAGCAGAAAGGCGACGUGCCCGGCGAUAUUGUGCACCAAAUCUUUCUCAACAUCAACGCUAUCCUCGAUUUCCAGCGACGAUUCCUUAUUCGCGUUGAAACUACCAAUUCCGUGGCCAAGGAGCAUCAGCGAUGGGGCGCCCCAUUUUGUUUCUACGAAGGCGCCUUCGACAUUUACCAGCCUUUCAUUGCCAAUCAGCGCAAAGCGGCUCAAAUCGCGAACCAAGUCUUCGACAAAAUACAACUAUCAGAGCAUCCGGUCGCGACCGAUUUCAACACGUUAGACGGCUUCUUGCUAAAGCCUAUGCAACGCCUGGUCAAGUACCCUCUGCUUCUCAAGGAUCUCAACAAAAAGACGGAAGAUGUAGAAGUCAAGGACGACUUACAAACAGGCUGCGAGGCUGCUGAGCGAGUUCUCCACAAGGCCAACGACGCUGUCCACCGUGACCUGCUGGAUGAAGCCCUCGACGACCUGAUCGGCAGAGUGGACGACUGGAAGUCCCAUAGAGUGGACCAGUUCGGCCGCCUGCUUCUGCAUGGAAUCUACGGCGUGAUAACAGGCAAGACUGAACAAGAGAAGGACUACGAGAUCUAUCUCUUCGAAAACAUCUUGCUAUGUUGUAAAGAGGUGUCCGGCAACAAGAGCAAGGACAAAAAGGACAAGACUCGCUCUCAGGGCCCCAAAAUCAAAAACAAGAAUGCCAAGCUACAGCUGAAGGGCAGGAUUUUCAUGACUAAUGUGACGGAUGUCGUGUCUCUUUCCAAGCCUGGUUCUCACUCUGUUCAAAUUUGGUGGAAAGGCGACCCUGGUGUGGAAAACUUUAUCAUCAAGUUUGUUCACGAGGAAAUGAUGAGGACGUGGGCCGUCAGCCUCGAGACACAGCGUAAAAUCAACGCGCCACGCAUGUCGUUCAGCAGCGAGACUGCUUCGCAAGACUUUGCCUGGACCCGAGACCACGCCAUCGAGAACCCCUACCUGCAGCAGGAUGAAGACGACGAGGACGAGUACGGCCCUGCGACGGCCCCUGCAUCGUUCCCAAUCCCGCCUGGCUCCAUGCCUCGCAUUUCUUCGAGCUCCAAUGUCCGUCAACGAUCCAUGACGGGAGAUAGCACACAAUCUUUGGCCUCUAUUGCUAGAGCACCGCCGCCUAGAUUCCCGCUACCCAUGCCCCCUGCACCUCUCAGCCUGCAAACAGGAAGCAACGGAGCGCCAUCUCCUGGGGCUCGAGGCGGCGACUCAUACUUUUCACCCGUUGCCGACUCGCCUGUUUCUUCCCGCGCCAGUACCACAAGCGGUGUCUUCCCGGGGCCACCGUACCAAUUCCCCAACAAGAAUGGUGGCUCCUCCGGCUCGGGCUGGGACGAAAAUGCGCGAUACACAGCGCCUGCCAUGCCUCGGGCCCCGUCUCGUGAUGGCCCCCCGUCAUCCUACAACAAGCCUCCUCGCGGCCCUUCACUACCGGUGAUGGCAUCAAGCUCUAGCUCGGCGCAGCAGCAACGCAGCCGCUCGUAUAGCACCCCCGAUGCCGGCAUACCUGGUCUCCCUCGACAGCGACAACCCAGCCAGGGCAACAUCCCAGCUGUGCCUGGCAUACCCCAGCACCUGCACGACAGCCAAAUCGCGCGAUCCCAGAACGGCUCUCCGCGAAACGACCUGCCCAUUCGCACAAAUAGCAGCAGCCCUGGUGCCACGCGACAGCCCAUGCACAAGCAUUCCGGUAGUCUAGGCGGCACCAUGUCACACUUUCCCGCCCAACCAAUUUACCCACGCCAAAACACCCCAAGCAGCCAGGGCUCCUCGAUGCUUCGCGUUGAUCCUGUAGCCGCCAACUCGCGAAAUGGCUCCCCCGCCCUGCCGAGCGGUGCGCUCGGCCCGCCCUCUGGCGACUCAUACUCUGGCGACAUGCCCUUGCCGACACAGCUCAAGGUCCGCGUCAACUGCGACAGCGGCAACUACAUUACGCUCGUUGUGGCCUUUAACAUAAGCUACCAAUCUUUGAUCGAUCGGAUCGACGCAAAGCUUGCGCGCUUCAUGAACAGCAGCAUUGGCAAGGGGAACCUGAAGCUCCGCUACCGCGACGAGGAUGGAGACUUUGUCACUAUCGAGAGCGACGACGACAUUCAAAUCGCCUUUAUGGAGUGGCGCGAAGGCGUGCGCAACAUGUACUCUGGUGGUGUCGGCGAGAUUGAGCUGUUUUGCCUAGGCGAGACUUGUUAG